This is a messenger RNA of Anopheles coluzzii, 3774 nucleotides long. It is a transcript of the gene path, whose product is annotated as proton-coupled amino acid transporter-like protein pathetic. Gene Ontology annotation, cellular component: vacuolar membrane. The transcript is spliced from 6 exons. The record is from RefSeq and is a predicted model, not a curated record. Gene Ontology annotation, biological process: amino acid transmembrane transport. The coding region runs from base 232 to 1626 and encodes 464 amino acids. NCBI's taxonomy places the organism in Eukaryota, Metazoa, Arthropoda, Insecta, Diptera, Culicidae. Gene Ontology annotation, molecular function: amino acid transmembrane transporter activity.
ACCAUUGCCUUGGGCAUCAGUCAAGCUUUCAGUUAUCGUUUGACAGUUGCCGUUAGAAGAGGUGCCUCUAGAAGUAGGUCGCGCCGCACACACUGCCGCACAACCGAUUGAGAAGCACCGAAUUUCACCUUCAAAUCCUGCACUAAUCCCACACUUCACACACUGCACUAGAGGCAUACAAAGGGGCCUGGGUUUUAAAAACCGCGUCCACGUAGAAACAACGACGCCAAAAUGGUGAACGAAUACACGGGACCACCUCCGCAGGAAAUGGAAACGUUCCUGCCCCAGGACGGAAAGAACGGAGCCACUGUAUACAAGUUUACUCCCGCCAAAUCCGAUGUGGAGGCCAAUGGUACAAUACAGUUCGAUCCGUUUAAAGAGCGGAAAUUGGAACAUCCUACAACUGAUGGCGAAACGUUAACGCAUUUGCUGAAGGCAUCGCUCGGUACGGGCAUCCUGGCGAUGCCGGUCGCGUUCACCUACGCCGGGUUGGCCGGCGGUAUCCUGGCCACCGUUUUCACCGCCUUCAUCUGCACCCACUGCGCGUACGUGCUGGUCAAGUGUGGCCACACGCUCUACCGACGCACGCACCGAACGGCGAUGAGCUUCUCCGAGAUUGCCGAGGUCGCGUUCGAGAAUGGACCGGAAUGGGGCCGCCGGUGGGGCAUGCCCACGUCCUACUGCAUCCGCUACGGCCUGUUCAUCACGUACUUCGGUACCUGCGCCGUCUAUACCGUCAUCAUCGCGACCAACUUCCAGCAGGUGAUCGAGUACUACUACGGCAGCCCGCUGAAUCUGCGCGUCAUGAUCGCGCUGCUGCUCGUGCCGCUGAUCCUGCUGUCGUGGAUCCCGAACCUGAAGUACCUCGCACCGGUCUCGAUGGUGGCGAACGUGUUUAUGGGCGUGGGAUUGGGCAUCACUUUCUACUAUCUGGUCACCGAUAUGCCUCCGGUCAACGAUCGGCCGCUCUUCCUGCCCGUCAUGCAGUGGCCAGCGUUCUUCGCGAUCGUCAUCUUUGCGAUGGAGGCCAUCGGUGUGGUGAUGCCGCUGGAAAAUCAGAUGAAGACGCCCCAGAACUUUAUCGGCCUUUGCGGUGUGCUGAACCAGGGUAUGGCCGGUGUGACGCUGAUCUACAUCCUGCUCGGUUUCCUCGGCUACGUCAAGUACGGUGAUGAGGCACAGGGAUCAAUUACCCUCAAUCUGCCAAUCGAAGAGAUCCCCGCUCAAGCUGUGAAGAUUCUGAUCGCCCUGGCAGUGUACUGCACAUUCGGACUGCAGUUCUACGUGUGUCUCGAUAUUGGCUGGGUCGCCAUCAAGGAUCGGUUCACCAAGCGCCCGAAGCUGGUUGAGUACGUGAUGCGCACCAUCCUCGUCACUGCAGCCGUCCUGCUGGCCGUUGCCGUCCCGACCAUCGGUCCGUUCAUUGGGCUGAUCGGUGCGUUCUGCUUCUCGAUCCUCGGACUGCUGAUCCCGAUCGUCAUCGAGAUGGUCACGUACUGGGAGGAAGGAUUCGGCCCCGGCAACUGGAUCGUGUGGAAGAACGUGGUCGUGUUUGUCUUCGGUAUCAUCGCGCUCGUGUUUGGCUCCAAGAGCUCCAUCCAGGACAUUCUUGCCCUAUACGCUUAGGUCUGCAGCACCUUUGGGUUGUGGCGAGCGAGUGGAGAAGGCGAGAGUUACGGCUAAUGGUUUGAGUUGGCAAAGCACACACACACACACACGCGCGCGCGCGCAUAUACAAAAACACACCCAUGCAAAGCAAUCACGCCGCCAACCAAUACGGAACUACAGAGAAAUUGCUGACUGAGAAACAAACUGCCUUUCGUUUGCUUUCCCACCAAACGCAGCUACCUUUCUCCAUUUAUUUUGCUAUUUAGAUUUCUUUUCGAUUUCAGUGCACGACUUUUGUGCACCGGCGCCAAGCGCCAACCUGUGUAAGGAGGGGGAAGUGUUAUUCCUCCCCCAGACGUGUGUGUGUGUGUGUAUGUAGUUUAGGACAGAAGAAAACUAUUGUGCUGAUUGUUUGGAAACACCAGGUUGGGACCAGUCCGAUCGUUAGCAAAUGGGACCUGGGAAAAAGGAAAAGGACCAGAUGCUCCUAGGGGGCGUGAUGAUGACCUUCCCGAGCCAUUGCUAUCAGGCUGCUACCCUUAUCGUUAACACUCACACACACAUACACAAGUGCCUCAAAUAGUAGAGCAAACAAUUGAUAUUGUGUAGAAGUAGCAACAACAACAACAACAACAACAUCAAACAGACACGCAUCGUAACGCAACAAACGAUAUUGUUUUAUCUGCAACAGGGUUUUUGGACACAUUGUUGGGCAGCAGCAGCAGCAGUACUAGGUAGUAGCAAUAGUAGUAGUGCGCUAGGGAUUUUCCGCGUUUCUGGUGUACGUGUUUUUUUCCAUCACACAUUGUUUUUGGUACUGUAGCGAUGGAAGAUAACAAAAACAGCAUUUUGGACACGUUGUUGAAGUUUUGGAACGUAGCAGCAGCAGCAGCAGCACCCGCUCUCAGGGAUGAUGAGUGAGCAUUUCAAGCACAGAUAUACAAAAUCUCGCAAAACAAAACAAUGCUGUGCGUAACAACAACCACAACGACGAAACACGACAGCUCGGUCGCGCAUCGUUUGUCGGUCGACAAAAUGUUUCAACCGUUUUUUUGUUCUCAACGCUGCCAUGUGUUGCUUUUAUCAACAUCGUUAUGUUGUUGCUUUUUCUUUUCGUUUUUUCUCUCUGUUGAUUAAGGCCACCGAAUCCGUUCCCUGCAUGCGCCUGCGAUUACCGACAACCCAACAACAGGGGUAAAAGGAAGAAACAAAAUUAACAAAUCAGCCCCCAAAAUGAUUGGUGUAAUCAAGUUUUUUGAUCUCGUGUUUCGAGAUUUUGCUAUAAAUCCUCUCACUUACGGCCAGUGGCGCGUCAACGAUUCUUUUUAUAAAAGAUACGUUUUCAACGGUAAUCCAACACACAUGCACCGAGAAUUGUAGUGCAGAAGAGGGAGAGAGAGCGCGCGCUUGUCCUUAGAUAGAACAGAGUAAGAUGGUUUAGUAAGGCACCUUAGGUGAGACCGAUUGGACGGGUGGACGGACGGACUCUGCACCUGAUUUUGUUACAGAUUCAACAAAGCAACGCAAUGUUCCAAAAAAUUAUCUCCCUAAAAUGGACACGUCUCUGGGACAAUCAUUCGGCAAACGUAGCGCGUAAAUGCGCGCACUAUAUCGUAAGACAAUUUCCACUUGAACGCAAACAGGCAAACGCUACCGUAUUAAGACGCUCAAAUUCAGUAAUCGGUUGCGUUACACAUUACACUUGAUCGUUCCCGUGGUACAGUACCAUUCAUUCAUUUGCUUCUGUUUGUUUGUUUUCUUUUCUCCUUCCCAUUCCUAUAAUUAUUGUCCCUACUAUGUAAUCAUGUUUUUUUCUCAUUGGCCCGCAUUAGUGAAAUAAGUGAAAUACAGUCUGAACUCACUGAGUUGAACUGUUUGAUUGUCCGCCAACGAUUGAACGAUUGGUGCUUUUUAAUGUUCCCUUGUGCGUGCUUUAUCGUUGCCCAGUCAGCCAACUGUCGAAGCGCAACUAGAGCAACCAAGAAAGCGUUCAACUAGAAGCGUUCCGACUGUAUUCGAAUUAAGAGGUGUACGAAAAUUUGGGCCGCUCGUCAGCGCCUCCUGACUGGCUACGGCCUAAGACUUACAUUGAUUGUAAUACCGCAUGUAAGAGUGAAUGAAAAAAUAAAUAAACAAGUAAAGCGUAACAUUUACUACAACAAAGAA